CUGGGAUAUUCCGUCAUCUUUCUGCAACUUGCUAUCGCAAGCAAGAAGCUAGCUUUCUUCUUCAUUUUCUUAAAAAUAAACAAAAAUGUCAAGCUCGAAAAAGGCGAAAAAACUUGUUAACCAAGAGGAGCUUCGGCGCUUAAUGCGAGAGAAACAAAGACAAAGCAACGAGCGGAAGCGCGUGGAGUCUCCUUUCGCUAAGUACAACAGUCUGGGCCACCUGAGCUGUGUGCUGUGCAGCGUUCAGGUGAAGUCCGAGCUGCUGUGGCCGGCUCAUGUCCUGGGAAAACAGCACAAAGAAAAAGUUUCCGAGCUGAAUGAGUCGAAGCAAACACCGCACGGUGAAGCGGAGAAGAGGAAAGCAGCAGCAUCUGGGGCGGGAAGCGAGGAUGUCGGCGGAAAAAAGGCUAAACUAGCGAUGAGCGCAGGAGCUGCUCCUGGUCUCAGUCUGUUAGCCGGAAUCUACGACGACGAUGAGGAUGAAGGAGAACAGACAAGAUCCUCUGAUCCGCCUAAAGACGGCGCUGGGGUCGGGGACUUGCCGGCUGACUUCUUUGACAGCUCCGUCCCGUCCGCCUCCCGGUCCGUUCUGCAAGCAGACGCCCCGGAAAAAAGCCCUGAAAAGAAGGCGAACACCGCCGAGGCGCUACCCGAGGGCUUCUUCGACGAUCCGGUACGAGACGCCAAAGUGCGCAACGUGGACGCGCCUAAAGACCAGCUGGACAAGGAGUGGGAAGAGUUCCAGAAGGAAAUCCGACAGGUGAACACCAAGUCCGACGCCAUCGUGGCCGAAGAGGACGAGGAGGGUCGACUGGAGCGUCAGAUUGACGAGAUCGAUGAGCAGAUCGAGUGCUACAAGCGAGUGGAAUUACUUCGAGACAAGCGGGACCUGGUGAAGCGCAAAGACAGGAAGGAGCAGGAAGAGCCCAUGGAGACUGAUGCAGAAGGCGUGGAGGAGCAAGAGGAGGACGAGGAGGAGCUGCUGAGUCUUCUGUCCCGAGACUGGAGGGCUAAAGGAGCACUGGCCUGAAUUGUUAAACAUGUAUCCAGAAUAUCUACUAAAGGAUUUUUUUUGUACAAUCCUGUGAGGAAAUACCUGUAAAUGUGUCUGAUAAAAAAAAAUCCUGUUUUAGAAAGUAUUACACUUCUUUUCCGAAUGAAACUGUAAAUAUGCAUUGAAACAACAGUCACACAAUAAUUAACAUCAUAAAUGUUUAUUUACUGGUUCUCACACAAAAAAAUAACCAAACUUUCCAGCAUAGCAGCAUGGACCCAUAAAUGUACAGAAACAUCUAAAUGUGUGUUUUAAAAUGAAUUUCAUUGUUUUGCAAAACAAGUAUCUGACUUCAAUUGAUAACUUGCUCAUGUUACACUAUAAGCAACAUGCACUGCACAGCAAAAUAUAAAAAAAAUAAUCUUGAGUUUAACACAGCACAUUUAUCAUAUUUACAGAUAGCUUUGGACUCCACAUUAGAGCCUUUUUAUGUAUUUAUUUUAGCUGAGUAUAGCAGAUUAUAUACAGAGAUCCAUAAGUACUUGGACAACACCGGGGCAUUUUUGUCAUUUUGCCUCAAUAGAGUUGGAAAGGUCACAAUGUGUCAUGUAGCAUUUUAACUUUCAUGUAACUGGUUUAACAAAAAUAUUUUAAUUAACCACAUAGGAAUUACAGCCACCCUGUUUUCAGAGACUGUAACUUGAACAAAUUAAAUGUUAGGAUUAUUGAGAAUACAAGACUUUGGAUUUACAGCCAGUCUUCUUUAGAUGAGUCGGAUAGGCAGGUCUCAAAAACUGCAAGAAGAUGAAUGUGGGAAGCCACCAAGACACCCAUGACCACUUUGAAACAGAUUUACAGGCUUCAGUGGGUGUGACUGCAGAAACUAUAGAGUGUUUCAGCGUCCCAUCAUCUCCUGCACACCCAGAGGGGUUCCAGCUCGACUCGCCGUUGUAAAUAAGGAAGAUGAUGUCACUGCUCAUCAUGCACAGGGAAAAGAAACAAGCCAUGAAAUGUCACCAAAGGCAUUCAAAUAUAAGUUAAUGUGUACUAACAUAUAUAUAUAUAUCUUUCAAAUCCAAGGACGAUUCACAUCCAGAUCCUUAAUUUCCCAAUAACUGAGGAAACAAUCUCUGUAUGACGCCAUGUUAGCACGCAACCGUAAUCACUCCAUGUGCAGCAAGUAAGUAAGUCCCUUCAGCUGCUCACUUGUUUACACUUGGGGUCGCCACAGUAGAGUCAAGGUGGAUCUGCAUGUUGAACUGGCAUAAGUUUUACGCUGGACGUCCUUCCUGAAGCAACUCUACAUUACAUGGAGAAAUGUGGCAGGAGUGGGAUUUGAACUGGGAACCUUCCUCACUGAAACCAAGUGCACCAACCACUUGGCCACCACCCAAAUUUCACAGCCGAUGACACAUUUACAUUCAGAACUUGGCUAAUGAAACCACUCACUCAUAGAAUCAGAAAUCGUUUACAGCUGCAGGUUGUGUCGUCCGCGUUGCGUGGUGGAGAAUGCAUUGGGAAUCCUCUCAAAGGUAAUUAUUUAUAUAUAUUGUAAUGGAUUGAUGAGCUGCGCUGCACUGAACGUUAGCUCAGCUCACAGACAUUCUCUGGAUCAACUGGUGAUUGCAGCUGGAGUAGAUCGGGUCCGUAUAACUUCCAACACUAAGAUUUUGGAAUGUGCACGUGUCAGGGGAAACUUCAUACUUUCCUCACAUACUUUAAUGUAAAUUAAUUUUAAUGGAUCGAUAUCCAGGUCAGAACAGUAUUUUGCAAGCUUUUUUCCUCGUGUGUUCACUCACAUUGAAAAUGCUUAUGAAAACGUCACAUCUGGGCACUUUGUCAAUAUUUUGCCCAGUUACAAAGUGGCAUGCUGCGCUCCAUGAAGGGACAUUAACAUUUAGUAGGCAGCUUUGGGAGAGCACCCUCUUGUACUUCUAUACGGCUCUGUGCAGGGGAGCCUGAAGUCAUCUAUUGUCCAACUUCUGUCUGAUGCACCACAAGUCACACCGGAGUGGAACACAAGAAAACAGCUCAAAUGUAGGCCCAAGUCUCCCAAGUGCGUUCUGGGAAAACUAGCUGAAAUUUCAGUAUUUUUAAGAAAAUUCUUUGCACAGUUCCACCACGAAGGUAUAUAACCAGUGUUCCAACAAAGCUGUAAUAUGCACACUUUCAUCAGGCACACAAGCCUUAGCGCCUUCAUGGUUCUCAUGGGAGUGUUGGUGGCUUCCCUCACUUGUCUCCUUCUUGUACAGUCGAUCAACUUCAGAGAACUGCCAAGUCACAGAGCAGCUACAUGUAAAAUAUCAUGAUUGUGUGUUUUUAUGGUAAAAGCACCAAAUCAUUUCAUGUAUCAG
Messenger RNA from Thalassophryne amazonica, 3348 nucleotides. It is a transcript of the gene znf830, whose product is annotated as zinc finger protein 830. Gene Ontology annotation, biological process: mitotic DNA replication checkpoint signaling; mitotic DNA damage checkpoint signaling; nuclear DNA replication. The transcript has a single exon. Lineage: Eukaryota; Metazoa; Chordata; Actinopteri; Batrachoidiformes; Batrachoididae. The record is from RefSeq and is a predicted model, not a curated record. Gene Ontology annotation, molecular function: nucleic acid binding; zinc ion binding. Gene Ontology annotation, cellular component: spliceosomal complex; nucleus. Bases 86 to 1030 code for a protein of 314 amino acids.